Messenger RNA from Trichosurus vulpecula (common brushtail), 3013 nucleotides. RefSeq names its product zinc finger protein 260-like. Bases 277 to 2397 code for a protein of 706 amino acids. Gene Ontology annotation, biological process: regulation of DNA-templated transcription. NCBI's taxonomy places the organism in Eukaryota, Metazoa, Chordata, Mammalia, Diprotodontia, Phalangeridae. The record is from RefSeq and is a predicted model, not a curated record. The transcript has 5 exons.
AGGAAGGGUUCCUGCUGAAGAGACAGAGACCUCAGCCCUUGAGAGAAAAUCUCAGAUAACCUGACUUUGCCUCUGAGACCCUUAGGCCUUCGGGAACAAACAGGAAUCAGGCCCAGAAGCAGACCCAUUUGUCCUUAGACCUUUGGCAAAAACUUCACGAGGGAGCUGGUCUUUGAGUAGUUGAUCAAUUUAUAAUCAUCUUGUCUGGCUAAAGAGGACUGGAGUGACUUGAGAAUAUCUAGAAUAGGAAGUGUGACCUUCAAGGAUCUGACCCAAAUGCUUGGGGAGAAAGUUCUGUCUUCUCGGAAAUAUGCAUUUAUCCAAGAGGGAAACAUUGAGGAGCAAAAAAAGACUUCUGAAUUCCUUACAGCCAGGUUCCAGGAAUCACUAACAUUCAAGGAUGUGGCUGUAGACUUCACCCAGGAGGAAUGGCAGCAACUGAACUCAGAUCAGAGAUACCUGUAUAGAGAUGUAAUGCUUGAGAACUAUAGGAACCUGGUCUCUUUAGGGCAUCAGGUUUCCAAACCAGAUGUGAUCUCCCAGUUGGAACAAGGAGAAGAGCCUUGGAUAGUAGAAAGAGAAGUCUCCACAUAUCCUUGCCGAGACUGGGAGACCAGGAAUAAAACCAAGGAGUCAACUGUAAAGCAAGACAUUCCUGAAGCAGAAUCAUCCCAGAAAAUGACGUUGGAAAAAUUCACAAGGGAUGGUGUCUGGUACUCUGAGCUAGGAGAAACUGAUUCUCAGUUUGGAAUAGAGCAGAAUAUCAGGGAGGGAGAACUGAGACAAAUUACAGUUUCCCAAGCAAAAAUAAUUCCUAGGAAGACAAACCACAAGUGUAAUGAAUAUAGUCUUGUAGCAGAACAAAUUGUUCCUUCAAAAGAAAUUGCUCAUAAAUGUGAUAUAUAUAGGAAAACCUUUUACUGUAAUUCACAGUUAAGUGACCAUCAAAAAAUCUGUGUAGAGAAAAAGCUCUUUGAGUGUAAUGAAUGUGGGAAAGCUUUUAGUAAGAGUACAAUCCUUAAGAACCACCAGAGGAUCCACACUGGUGAAAAACCCUAUAAAUGUAAUGAAUGUGGAAAAGCCUUCAGACUUCGUGGGAACCUUACUCGACAUAAUAGAGUUCACACUGGAGAGAAGCCCUAUGAAUGUAAUGAAUGUGGGAAAGCUUUCAGGCUUCGUGGAAACCUUAAUCAACAUAAAAGAAUUCAUACUGGGGAGAAACCCUAUGAAUGUAAUGAAUGUGGGAAAGCCUUCAGAUUAUAUGCACACCUUACUCAACAUAAAAGAAUUCAUACUGGAGAGAAGCCUUAUGAAUGUAAUGAAUGUGGGAAAACUUUCAGACUUCAGGGACAUCUUACUAAACAUAAGAGCAUUCAUCCUGGAAAGAAACCUUAUAAAUGUAGUGAUUGUGAUAAGACUUUCAGUAAGGGUUCACUCUUGGUAAGUCAUCAGAGAGUUCAUACUGGAGAAGAACCUCAUAAAUGUGAUGAAUGUGGGAAAGCCUUCAGUUCACGUGCAAGCCUUACUCAACAUAAAAGAAUCCAUACUGGAGAGAAACCCUAUGAAUGUAAUGAAUGUGGAAAAGCCUUCAGCCAGAAUGUAUGCCUUACUCAACAUAAGACAGUCCAUACAGGAGAAAAACCUUAUGAAUGUAAUCAGUGUGGGAAAGCCUUCAGUCAGAGCAGACACUUAAAUCGACAUCAAAGAAUUCAUACAGGAGAGAAACCAUAUAAAUGUGAUGAUUGUGGGAAAUCAUUUAGUAAUGGUGAAUUCCUUAGGCAACAUCAGAGAGUCCAUACUGGAGAGAAACCCUAUAAUUGUAAUGAAUGUGGAAAAGCCUUUAGACUUCGUGUACACCUUACUAGACAUAGGAGCAUUCAUACUGGAGAAAAACCCUACAGAUGUAAUGAAUGUGGGAAAACAUUUCGUCUGAGUACACACCUAACUCAGCAUAAGACCAUUCAUACUGGAGAGAAACCCUACAAAUGUAAUGAAUGUGGAAAAACUUUCCGGUUGAGUACAGACUGUACUCAACAUCAGAGAAUCCAUACUGGAGAAAGACCCUAUGCGUGUAAUGAAUGUGGGAAAGCAUUUUGGGACAGGUCAUCCUUUACUAAACAUCAGAAAAUUCAUACUGGAGAAAAACCCUAUGAAUGUAACGAAUGUGGAAAAGCCUUCAUUCAAAGUUCAUCCUUUAUUCAACAUUGUAUUACUCAUACUGGAGAGAAACCCUAUGAAUGUAGUACAUGUGGGAAAGCCUUCAGCCUUCAUGCAAACCUUAUUCGACAUCAGAGAAUUCAUACUGGAGAGAAACCCUAUAAAUGUAAUCAAUGUGGGAAUGUCUUCAGGCACAGUUCAACCCUGAUAAGACAUCAGAGACUUCACAGUGUAGAAUAAUACAGAAUUUAGGGUGUGAGGGGAAAGCUUUUGUUAGAUGUCCCUUAUUUAGAUACCCUAUGGCCAUCAUGCUACUGUCACCAGCUAUGAUUUGGUUUGGUGUAUUUUCAUGAGACAUGUACUUCGUUUCAUAUUUUUCACCCAUUGUAUUUCAUGUAGAAGGGGAAUUGGUUUGUUCUACUUGGCCCUGGACAGCAGGCCUAGGAGAAGUGGUUGAAAGUUAUAGAAGUGGGAUUUUGCUAGUAGUAAGGAAAUAUUUCCUAACAAUUAAAGCUAUCUCAAAGCAUAAUCAACUGACUUGGCAGAGCUUAGGUUUCUGUUCACUAGAAUGCCUCUAGUGAAAGCUUUGAUGGCCAUUUUGUGACCAGAGCAUAGUGAUUAAGGUCAUAAUUCUUCAGAUAUGGAUUGACCUAACUGGCCUGCAAGUUCUGCUUUCAGCAUCAAGAUUCUGUGUUCUUCCUACCUAUCUCUCCCUUCUACAAGAUACAGCUGUAAAAAUAAUGUUUCUAGUCCAUUAGUCUGACCAUGGACACCAAAUAAUGUGGUCUGACCAGAUAAUUUCCAAGCUAUUAGUUGUUGUACUCUCCCACCUCUUUAUAUUCAUGCACUCUAUCCU